AAAAAUAAUAUAAAAGUGCCUGGCAAAUACAAAACAGGCAUAGAUGCAAGUAUUUUAAUAGCAAAUUGCAGCAUUUAUUUGUACGAAAUCUGUAAGGACAUCCCUACAAAGGAAGUGAUUAAAUGCAAAUUUAUCCCAGCGUUGAUAACGGAAAUGAAUAAUCUGAUGGAGAAGUAUAAUCAGGAUGGCAGGCACAACCUCCCUGAUGUGGAACGCCUGAAGGAUAAGCUCCUGGCCAGUAUCGCAGAGAAUGCUGUACAUGCAUUUAAUGAGGCCUGUGCCACACACAUGACAAAAUUCAUGAAAUGCGCUUUUAAGGAAAAGAUCGAUAAAGUCACCACAGGCAUCAGCAAAGUCACUGGCAACAUGCUUGGCAGGUACAAGACUGAUGAUUUCUUUCAGGAGCAGAGGCAAAGGCAUGUGAUGAGAACAGCCAGCAAGACUGCAGCUGUGUCUAAAUCAGAAUAUGAGCAAAGUGACCUCGAACAUUAUGUCAAUAACAUCAGUGACAUUAACCAGCCAGCCUCGGAGCUAGAUAUCUAUGUUCUCACAAAGAGUGACUUGCUCCAGGGCAAAGGCAUCCGAGUUACAAUUGUAGACAAACAUGGAAAACCAGUUUACGAGAACGAUUACCCAGGCAUUGAUCCCUCUGCUGGAAACAUCGAACUCAGACUGACCAGAAAGCCAGAACAAGCUGAAGAAAGUCUACUCUCAAAGUGGAAAGACCAGAUAUUAGGAGUUGGAACUUCACAUACCGGCCAUUACACUGUUCUUCACCCAGACGGAAGAGAAUGCCCAGUAGUAUCAGAUGGCCAGAACUGCCUGUAUCAUGCUGUCAUCCAAGCCACAUCUGGGGAUAACCAGCACGACAUCAAAGAGAAGGCGGUCAUUUUGCGCAAUAAUGUAAAAAGACAGAUUCAAGACAACCCAUUAGUUUAUGUGCGGUUAGUGGAAAUCCAGAAGAGCUAUGAUGAAUGUAAAACCAAUCCUGGACAAUAUGCCUUCAUCGGAGGAGGGAAAAAAGAUUUCCAGAGACAAGAGGACAAGGAUCGUGAAUAUUUUUCUGCCAUGGAAACCAUGAAGAAAUUUAAGCAUGUUUCUGGGUUGUCAGAAUAUGUUAUUGCCAUAAAAUAUGAUCUUGGAUACGUGGGGACAUAUGAAGAAUUAAAAAGUUUUACUAAGUGUAAAGCACAAGUUGUGGAAAAGGACCACAUCAUACCAAAGGAUACACUUCAGAGGGCCCUGAAGGAAAAUAAAUUCAAUGAACUUGAGCAGAAGAAUCCACAGCUUCAUGCUCUUGUGAAGAGUAUAACUAAUGACCAAAAUGGAGAGAAACAUCUGGUUAUGCAAGUACUCUACCAGCAUCACCGUGUUUCCCUGACCACAGGCAAUUACAGUGAGGCAAAGCAAUGCAGGGAGAUGUUGGCUAAAACAAUCGUUUCGGGGGACGCAAAGGGAAUGAUAAAGAUGAGCAUUAUCAUGGGCAACCCUUUCUCAUCCGCGCUGGUCCUGGAGGAAGCAGGACUAGAUCCCCACGUAUGCAAAAUAAACAGGGAGACAUCUCUGUCAGAGUCUGGGACCAAGUGCUACUACAAAGUUGGAUACAAGCAAUUCAUUGAUCACUAUCAUAAAAUGGGCAUCAUUGAUCAAAAUCAAAAGAAGAGUCUGCAGUCCUGGUUGAAUAAAGAUGAUUUCAUGAAGAAAGACACUAUUGAGUUUAAAAAGAUAACAACAUGCCUGAUCCGCCAAACGAAGAAAGAUACAAAUGUGAAACACUGA
Molecule: messenger RNA, 1779 nt
Organism: Esox lucius (northern pike)
Lineage: Eukaryota; Metazoa; Chordata; Actinopteri; Esociformes; Esocidae
Exons: 6
Coding region: 154-1779 (541 amino acids)
Source: RefSeq, a predicted model, not a curated record